Molecule: messenger RNA, 1750 nt
Organism: Ornithorhynchus anatinus (platypus)
Lineage: Eukaryota; Metazoa; Chordata; Mammalia; Monotremata; Ornithorhynchidae
Gene: TVP23B
Product: trans-golgi network vesicle protein 23 homolog B
Exons: 7
Coding region: 43-660 (205 amino acids)
Biological process (GO): protein secretion; vesicle-mediated transport
Cellular component (GO): Golgi membrane
Source: RefSeq, a predicted model, not a curated record
GGAAGUGGCGAGACCCGGAAGUGAAAGGGUCAGGGCGCGGCCAUGUUGCGGCAGGACAGCAACGAAGACACAGAAGACGUGUCCCUGUUCGAUGCCGACGACGAUGCGGCCCGGCGGCCGAAGAAGUCAAAGAUCAGACAUCCAGUGGCUUCAUUUUUCCAUUUGUUCUUCCGAGUGAGUGCCAUCAUUGUUUAUCUCCUGUGCGAACUGCUGAGCAGCAGCUUUAUUGCCUGCAUGGUGACGAUCAUCUUGUUGUUAUCGUUCGACUUCUGGGCCGUGAAGAACGUUACAGGAAGGCUGAUGGUCGGCUUGCGGUGGUGGAACCAGGUUGAUGACGACGGAAAGAGCCACUGGGUUUUUGAAGCCCGGAAGGUGUCUGCCCAAGGGAAAAAGAAGGCCUCAGAAGCGGAGUCCCGGAUCUUUUGGCUAGGGCUGAUCACCUGUCCCAUCAUGUGGGUGGUGUUCGCCUUCAGCGCCCUGUUCUCCUUCAAAGUGAAAUGGCUGGCCGUGGUGGUGAUGGGGGUGGUCCUCCAGGGAGCCAACCUGUACGGCUACAUGAGGUGUAAAGUGGGCAGCAAAAAGAACCUGACCAGCGUGGCCACCACUUACCUCGGAAAGCAGUUCCUGAGACAAACGACUCAAGACAGCGAGACAUCUUGAAGACCGAGGGAAGCGCACGGAUCCGCUUUUGGCCGACAACGAAGGGAUUGCCCCGAUUCUUCUGGACCUGUACGGGUGGCUGUAGUGGGGCUUUUUUGGCGGACGGGGGGUAUGAUUUCUUCCCAUUUCCCAGUUUAAGUUGUUUUAAAGAACUACAGGCGCGUUGGCCUCGGUUGUUUUUCACGGCAGAUUUUUAGUUUUUGGAAAAUUUGGACUUUAAGAGCUCUAGUGGUGGAAGUAUAGAAAUGACUCAAAUUUUGCUUGAUCUAAUUUUUUAAAUGUGUGUGUGUGGGGGGGUGGGUGUGUGUAAAUGCACACAUGUGCCCACGUUAGGGUGUGUUCAUGUGCAAUAUAUGCUCACUCACAUACAAUUGUAUGCCCUGAAGGCCUUUUGAUGGAAAAGUAACCUUAGAAAAAAGAACCUUUUCAGGCCGUCAGCUUAAGAGAACACCUUGAAUCCCAGUUCCUUUAGAGGAGGGGAAUUUUCUUCAAAUACCCAGAACUGGCGUUAAAGGCUGGCUGACCGGUUUUCCACUCGCGGGGGAGUUGAAUACCGCACGUACCCCACGAAAGUACUUCUUGCUGUAGACAACAGUGUGUUUGGAAAAUGCAGUUGGAGGUCUCCACAGACCCCAUGGGCGCCAAACAAAUUCUCGCUAUCUAUAUCGAUCCUCUUUUGGGACGACCCGCGGAUCUAGCGGAAGCCGCGAAUGACACGGGAAGUUCAGUUGCGCGUUCCUCGUCUCACCCUCCAAGGGGCCGAUCAAGAUUUGGUUGUCUCAAGGGCCUGUAAUCUCCAAACCGUUCAGGAGGGUGUUAUAUUUAUGUUAAGGGAUGAACCCUUAAAUGUCUGACAUACGAGACGCUUGGAGGGCGUGUCUUAUUUUAAUUAUAUUUUCUGUUCGUGAGAAUGAUGGGGACUUGUAAAUCACAGGUUUGGGUUUCAGGUGUUUCUUAUAAUAAAGCAAUAUAUUUAAACUGUCCACUGUUUUGACCUAUAAGCUCUGGCACUGUAAAUUUUUAGGAUUCUUUGGAACAAUAGAUCCUUUUGUAAAUAUAUUUAUAAAUAAAAUUAAGCUUGGUCUAAUCA